This is a messenger RNA of Trichoderma breve, 1545 nucleotides long. Its product is annotated as cytochrome b5-like heme/Steroid binding domain-containing protein. The transcript has 3 exons. The record is from RefSeq and is a predicted model, not a curated record. Gene Ontology annotation, molecular function: flavin adenine dinucleotide binding; heme binding; acyl-CoA dehydrogenase activity. Lineage: Eukaryota; Fungi; Ascomycota; Sordariomycetes; Hypocreales; Hypocreaceae. Bases 1 to 1545 code for a protein of 514 amino acids.
AUGGCUCCCCCGGCAAAGACCUUCACCCGCGAAGAGGUUCGCAACCACACCUCCGAAGACUCCCUGUGGUGCAUCAUCGACAGCACCGUCUACGACCUGACCGAGUUCGUCGACGCCCACCCCGGCGGCGAGAGCGUGCUCAAGCAGAUUGCCGGCCAGGACGCCACCUCUGCCUUCUACAACCUCCACCGCCACGAGGUGCUCUCGCGCUACGCCGACCUCGCCAUCGGCACCGUCCAGGGCGAGAAGCCCGAGGUCAUCACACCCCAGCCCGGCGACCUCAGCCCCGUCCCCUACGCCGAGCCGCUGUGGUUGACCCCCCACUUCAAGAGCCCCUACUUCAAGGACUCGCACCGCAAGCUGCGCCAUGCCGUCCGCGUCUUCACCGAGGAGGUCAUCAAGCCCGAGGCCCUCGACUGCGAGGCCACCGGCCGGACCAUCAGCCAGGAGGUCAUUGACAAGAUGAGCCAGGCCGGCAUCCUGCACAUGCGCCUCGGCCCCGGCAAGCACCUCCACGGCGUCAACAUGCUCAACAACGUCGUCAAGGGCGAGGAGUUUGACUACUUCCACGACCUGGUCGCCUGCCAGGAGAUGUGCCGCCCCAUGAUGCGAGGCUUCCAGGACGGAAACAUGGCCGGCAUGACCAUUGGCCUGACCGCCGUGCUCAACUUUGCCAAGGACGAGAGCUGGAAGAAGAAGAUUGCCGACGAGGUCUUUAGCGGCAAGAAGAAGCUCUGCCUGGCCAUCACCGAGGCCUUUGCCGGCUCUGACGUUGCCGGUCUCCGCACCACCGCUGAGAAGACUCCCGAUGGCAAGCACUAUAUUGUCAACGGCACCAAGAAGUGGAUCACCAACGGUGUCUUCUGCGACUACUUCGUCGUCGGUGUCCGCACCGGCAAGGCCCUCAGCGUGCUGCUGAUUGAGCGCGGCCCCGGCGUUGAGACCAAGCCCAUCAAGACGUCCUACUCCCCCGCCGCCGGCACCGCCUACAUCACCUUUGACAACGUCAAGGUGCCCGUCGAGAACCUCCUCGGCGAGGAGAACAAGGGCAUCCACGUCAUCCUCAGCAACUUCAACCACGAGCGCUGGGUCAUGGCCUGCGGCUCCCUUGCCGCGCAGCGCUUCAUCAUCGAGGAGUGCCUGAAGUGGUCCAACCAGCGCAUCGUCUUUGGCAAGUGUCUCAUUGACCAGCCCGUCAUUCGUCAGAAGCUUGCCAAGAUGAUCGCCCUCGUCGAGUCCAACCAGUCCUGGCUCGAGACCAUCACCUACCAAAUGUGCAACAUGCCCUACAAGCAGCAGGCCCAGCACCUCGCCGGCCCCAUCGGCCUGCUCAAGAUGAGCAUCACCCGCGGCGCCCACGAAAUCGCCGACGAGGCCGUCCAGAUCUGGGGCGGCCGCGGCCUGACCCAGUCCGGCAUGGGCAAGUACAUUGAGCACUUCAACCGCACCUACAAGUUCGACGCCAUCCUGGGUGGUGCCGAGGAGAUUCUCGGCGACUUGGGUGUCAGGCAGGCCAUGCGCAACUUCCCCAAGGCUAUGCUGUAA